AUGACGACAACAGUCUCUGCAGCGACCAAAGCCCCGACUGCUGUACUCGGUAAAAUCGUCGGAGUAUCCGCGGGGAAAAUUCAGCAGGUACCUGAGGAGCCGACCAAGCAGGAGAUUCAGGACUAUGCUGUGUGGCUUGGUUUGGACACCGUGAAGGAUCGUGACCUGUUUUGGAUAGCCAGACAGGCGUUGAGAACCCCGAUUCCCCAACCCUGGGUCCAAUGCCAGACGGUCAGUGGUGAUGUAUUUUUCCACAACACGAAGACGAAGGAAAGCGUUUGGGAUCAUCCAUAUGAUCAGUAUUAUCAGCAAGCUGUUGAGCAGUAUAAACGUGGGAGGAUUUCUCGAGAAGAGCUGUCGGCUAGUGUAUCACAGUCGUGGCUAUUCGCUACCACGGAUCAGCGGUCUUCGGCCCAAGUCAGUGCUGAGCCUAUAAAGGGUGGUCCGGUCAACCAUAGCACAACAGAGAAUUCUCCAGCGCGCAUCGUACCUGAUCUUGAACUGCCUGGCGAGCCCGUGGUGGAGGCUGCUGCUCGGUUGCCUUCACAGAUAAUAGUCAGUGAAAAAUCGUUUGAUAACGAUCAGGAGGGAGUUGAUGAUGGUCCAGCAGGAGCUCGCGAUCUGCUGAAGGAAAUCGAUUCGAAUGUACCCGAUCAUGACGAUGUAGCUGCUACUGAGGAGAGCUCCGCUGAUAGGCUUUUUGAACCGCCCCCGCGCAGUGCAGAGGCUGCUCAAGCUGAGCUGGCCGAGUUGAGGUUGAAGAUCGAGAAAAUGGAAAUGGAGAAGGGGAAGAUCGAGAGCGAGCUCGGAGCUCUUUAUCGUGAAGUUGGUCAGGGUGUGGUACUGAUUGUUUUAUUGGUUGAAAUGGCUUCCUCGGCUAUGGUUGGACAGAAUGUUGGUUCUCGAGCAACGUUGGCAGAUUCUGAAAGACAUCGUAAAAAGCUGCGCGAGGAGCGCGAUGCUGCUGCGGAAUUACUCAGCUCAGCCGAAGCGGCCAGAGAGGAGGUGAUGGAGGCACUUGAGAGGGAGAAAGAGGCCCGUCAGAAAGCCGAAGCUCAACUGAGUGCCCAAGCGGCUAGCAAUAGAAUAAUCGUUGGGGAGCUCACUGAACAGUUGGAGGAAGUUCAGGCGAAAUAUGAGUAUUUGGAUAGUCUUAUUGCCACGCAGACGAGCGAGGUACAGAUGCUUCGAGACCGCCUAACAGAGGGUCGAGAAAAGGUUAGGGUGCUCGCUGAGGAAGACGCAGCUCAGCGAAGACUGUUGGUGGAGAAAGAUAGGGAAGUGGUCGACCUCAACCGAGCCCUAGCAUAG
Perkinsus marinus ATCC 50983 is the source of this 1311-nucleotide messenger RNA. RefSeq lists its product as hypothetical. Gene Ontology annotation, molecular function: protein binding. The record is from RefSeq and is a predicted model, not a curated record. NCBI's taxonomy places the organism in Eukaryota, Perkinsozoa, Perkinsida, Perkinsidae. The transcript has 12 exons. The coding region runs from base 1 to 1311 and encodes 436 amino acids.